Molecule: messenger RNA, 3435 nt
Organism: Oncorhynchus nerka (sockeye salmon)
Lineage: Eukaryota; Metazoa; Chordata; Actinopteri; Salmoniformes; Salmonidae
Product: protein mono-ADP-ribosyltransferase PARP6-like
Exons: 21
Coding region: 890-2857 (655 amino acids)
Biological process (GO): endoplasmic reticulum unfolded protein response
Cellular component (GO): nuclear envelope; membrane; endoplasmic reticulum tubular network
Molecular function (GO): NAD+ poly-ADP-ribosyltransferase activity; protein serine/threonine kinase activator activity; kinase binding
Source: RefSeq, a predicted model, not a curated record
ACGAAGGUCUCCGGCAUGGCACAUACAAAUCACGUUGAACCAAAUUGAAGGUUUUUGCGAUCAGCCUCCUACAGGACCUACAGCUGACAAACAGACAGACAGACAGACAGGCAGGCAGGCAGGCAGGCAGGCAGGCAGACAGACAGAAAGAAAGACAGACAGACAGACAGACAGACAGACAGACAGACAGACAGACAGACAGACAGACAGACAGACAGACAGACAGACGGGCAGACAGAAAGGGCAGACAGACAGAAGGACAAUCAGAAAGAAAAGGCAGGCAGGAAGGCAGGCAGGCAGACAGACAGACAGACAGACAGACAGACAGACAGACAGACAGACAGACAGACAGACAGACAGACAGACAGACAGACAGACGAGCAGACAGACUGGCAGGCAGGGCAGGGCAGGCAAGCAAGCAGACAGACAGACACCCACAGACCUUUCGCAUUACCAUUGGGAGUCACAGAUCCAGUUUAGUGUGGAUUACCUGGAUUACUGCACGCCGACAGUCGCUCCAUACGGACUGGAACCUGCUUCCUAUGAACAAUGGAACAGAUGCCUUUACAAAUGUGUUAAGGGUUACUCCUUUUGAUUGGAUCCUGUUCAUAUUACUUUUCUUUGUCUUUUCUUUUUGUCCUUUUUUUCCUAUUUCUGUUUUUCUUUUCUUUUUCUUUUUUACAUUGGAAUUCCAGCGACUUUUUAUAAAUUAACCCAUUGGACACUGCGGGUUCUCCUGUUCUCGAAAAGAUGCGAUCACCAUGGGGACAGGUAAAGUGUUUAAGAUCAUAUGUGUUGACGACCACAACAACCUGUUGUUUUACAUCAUCGAUCACUCCUGGACUGGAGAGUGAAGACUGUCGUUGAAGAGGAGCCAAGAACUGACCAGAUGGACAUUGAGUGUCAGCGCUGGACCAACAACCAAUCCGAUGAGUGCCACUGUACUGACAACCAAUCAGAAGAGUGUGACUGGACGGACAACCAAUCGGAUGAAGUGGAGAGUUGGACCGAGGAGUUGGAGGAGUUCUUAUGCGAAAUCCAUGAGGGCUGUGCUACUGACCCCUACAGACAUCCUCAGCUGGACAAAGACAUAGAUUCGGUGAAGGCCAUCUACGCUGACACGGCUGUCUCCGUCAGAGAGCAUGGGUCCAUUGACGAUGUGGACGUUGACAUGCUAAUCAAUGUCAGCUUCCUGGAUGAUGAAGUAGCCAGGGCCUGGAAGAUCAUCCCAACAGAGCCUAUUAUUGUCCGGCUGCGCUUCUCACUGUCCCAAUACCUGAAUGGACCAGCACCCUCUGUAGAGGUCUUCCAACCUUCUAACAGAGAAGGAUUCAGCCUGGGACUACAGCUGCAGAAGGUCAUCUCUAGCUUUGUGUCCCAGCAGUGGAAGUACCUGAGUAAUGAAACCCUCACGGCCCAACAGAAGACCAGACACACUUGGUUCAAAUCUGGAGGAACCAUCAAGAGGUUCAGGGCUGGACUCAGCAUCCUCUCGCCCAUGUCCAAGUCCAGUGGCCAAGAGCAUGUUCUGAAGGUGAAGAUGAUUGGACCGGAGCUGAAAGUGAAUCGCCUUAUGAAUCGGACAAUGGCUUACACCAUCAAGAACACCAGAGGAGAACUCCUCACGUACACAACUAAUGGCAAGAGGGUGGCGGUGUCUGCUGUCAAGUCUCCGGCUCACAUCACAACUAAACAGCUGGUUGAGCUGCUGUUCUCAUCCCAAGCCUUUAUUCAGUGCAAGUCAGCCCCCACCCUGCAACAUGGGUUCUUAGUACAGGUAAUGAAAUACGCAGAACAGAGAAUCCCCACUCUGAAUGAAUACUGUGUGGUCUGUGACGAACGACACAUCUUUCAAUACGCCUCUAUGUUGAAGCCUGCAGUGUGUAGCAGGGAACUGUGCGUGUUUUCUUUCUACACCUUGGGAGUGAUGGCAGGAGCUGCAGAGGAGGUGUCGAAUGGAGCAGAGGUAGUGGACUUGUUGGUAGCCAUGUGCCGGGCAGCUCUGGAGUCCUCCCGGAAGAGCAUCAUCUUCGAGCCAUACCCCUCUGUGGUCGACCCAUUCAACCCCAAGUCUCUGGCCUUCAGUCCCAAGAAGAAGAGCUACGAUCGACUGCAGAAAGCUCUGGACAGCAUCAUGACCAUCAGGGAGAUGACCCAGGGUCCGUAUUCAUCAAUCAAGAAACAGAUGGACACCAUAGAUCCUCUUGCUCACCCUCUGCUUCAAUGGAUCACAUCAAGCAACAGAUCGCAUAUUGUCAAGCUCCCGCUGAACAGGCAACUGAAGUUCAUGCACACUCCACAUCAGUUCCUGUUGACCAGUAGCCCUCCUGCUAAAGAAGCACGCUUCCGGGUCGCUAGGAAACUAUAUGGCAGCACCUUCGCAUUCCAUGGUUCCCACAUAGAGAACUGGCAUUCUAUUCUGAGAAAUGGACUUGUCAACGCCUCAUGCACAAAACUGCAGCUGCAUGGUGCUGCGUACGGGAGGGGUAUCUACCUGAGUCCUGUCUCUAGCGUCUCAUAUGGAUACUCAGGAAUGGGUAAAGGACAGCACCACGUGACCACCAAACAGGAGCUGGGCAAACGUUACAACCGUAUCAACACCGUACAACAGGAAAGACAGGGCCAGUCCAGGUUUCUUCAGAGCAGGAAUUUAAACUGCAUUGCACUUUGUGAAGUGAUAACAUCAAAGGACCUUCAGAAACAUGGGGACACGUGGGUGUGUCCAAUAUCCGACCACGUCUGUACACGAUUCUUCUUUGUGUAUGAGAACGGCCAGGUGGGAGAUGCCGACAUCAACACCCAGGACAUAAGGAUUGAGCAAGACAUAAUACGGGCGAUUGAGACUAAGCCUAUCUGAGGAGGACAUGUGAGACAAAGCUUUAAGUACAGUAUGGCUGGAGACAGCUAUAUGUAGAGUAAAGCUCUGGCCAGGGAUACACAGCUAUAUGUAAAGUAUAGAUCUGUCAGGAGAUACACAGCUAUAUGUACAGUAUGGGUCUGGCUGGGGAUACACAGAUGGACCCAGGGAGAAUAGGGGACUCUUGCCAUUUAAACACUACUGAAACACUACUACAAUGCCGCAGAGCUGUGCUGCACUGGCCUGGUUACACAUGGACCACAUAAAUCAGGUAUCUGAAUAUCGUAUGGACCAAUGAGGUACUUUGAAUAUCAUAUAUGGUCCAAUGGGGAACUUGGAACAUCGUAUGGACCAACCCUGAAUAUCACAUGAACCAAUGGGGAACUCUGAAUAUCAUAUGAACCAAUGGGGAGCUCUGAAUAUCAUGUGAACCAAUGGGGAACUCUGAAUAUCAUAUGAACCAAUGGGGAACUUGGAACAUCGUAUGGACCAACCCUGAAUAUCACAUGGACCAAUGGGGAACUCUGAAUAUCAUAUGAACCAAUGGGGAACUCUGAAUAUCAUAUGAACCAAUGGGG